This is a messenger RNA of Chlorella variabilis, 702 nucleotides long. RefSeq lists its product as hypothetical. Gene Ontology annotation, biological process: regulation of starch metabolic process; starch metabolic process. Gene Ontology annotation, cellular component: chloroplast stroma; starch grain. NCBI's taxonomy places the organism in Eukaryota, Viridiplantae, Chlorophyta, Trebouxiophyceae, Chlorellales, Chlorellaceae. Gene Ontology annotation, molecular function: starch binding. The annotation marks the transcript as partial. The record is from RefSeq and is a predicted model, not a curated record. The transcript has 7 exons.
UGGGAGCGGCGCUCCGGGGAGGAGACUGGGUCUCACGGUUACUGGUACCGCUGGACCGAAGUGCGGGGCUGCGACGAGACGGGGGCGGUACAGUGGUAUGAGAAGUGGUGGGAGGUCAGCGACUGGCGGGGCAUGAAGGAGCUCGGCGCCGAGAAGUGGGGCUGCAAUGCGCGGGGCGAUGCCUGGCGCGAGACGUGGCGCGAGGCGAUAGUGGUGGAGGCGGGCAGCACGCAGCCGUCGGUGGAACGGUCGGCGCACAAGUGGGCCAAGAACGGCAUGGGCCACGAGUGGGAGGAGAAGUGGGGGGAGCGGUACUGGUCUGCGGGACGGGCGGACAAGUGGGCGGACAAGUGGGCGCGGGAAGGGGCUGACGUGUGGCACGAGAAGUGGGGCGAAAACUACGACGGCAGCGGCGGCUGCGUCAAGUACACCGACAAGUGGGCGGAGCGAGAGGUGGAGGGCGGGGCGCGGGAGCAGUGGGGGGACAAGUGGGAGGAAAAUUUCAAAGACGGGCGCGGCACCAAGCAGCAGGGCGAGACGUGGAGCGUGUCUGCCGGUGGCGAGCGGUACAACCGGUGGUGGGGCGAGAACCACCUUGGCGACCGCCUGGUGCAGAAGCACGGCAGCAGCAACACGGGCGAGCACUGGGAUGUGACUGAGCAGAUGGACACUUAUUACAACCCCAUCCCCCACUUUGGAUAU